AUGACUGAACGGACGAAUAGCAACAUGCUCUUUGCUAACUUCAAUCAGGAUUUCUCAUGCGUGUCGGUCGGCACUCGGAGAGGCUACAGCAUCACCAACUGCGAGCCAUUUGGAAGGGUGUACACGAUGAAUGAUGGUGCCCGUGGCAUAGUAGAGAUGCUGUUCUGCACGUCACUGAUAGCCCUGGUCGGAGCGGCAGACCAACCGCAUUCAAGUCCAAGGAAGCUGCAGAUAGUGAAUACAAAGAGGCAAUCCAUGAUAUGCGAGCUACUUUUUCCGUCGUCAAUUCUCGCCGUCAAGCUGAACAGGAAAACGCUUGUCAUCGUGCUGGAAACCGAGAUUUACAUAUACGAUAUUUCAAACAUGCGGCUGUUACACGUCAUUGAAACGACGGCGAAUCCUGAAGCCAUUUGUGCCCUUUCUCCGUCGGCCGACAGCUCGUACUUGGCGUAUCCUUCGCCUGUACCUUCACCAACAUCACCGCUCGCUGCGCCACCACCAGUCGCCUCGUCUUCGCAGCCGCAGACACAAUCUGGCGACGUUCUGCUGUUCUCUACCCGCUCUCUCACCGUCGCGAAUGUUAUUCAAGCUCACAAAUCGCCCAUAUCCUUUCUGUCCAUCAAUUCCACCGGUACUCUCUUGGCCACUGCUUCCGACAAGGGCACUGUUAUUCGCGUCUGGAGCAUCCCGGGUGCUGAGAAACUCUAUCAAUUCCGCCGGGGGACGCGCGAAGCACGAAUCUAUUCGAUCAAUUUCAAUUUGGUUUCGUCGCUGCUGGCGGUGAGCUCAGCGCAUGACACUGUCCACAUCUUCCGGCUAGGUGGCGGAAACACACAGAGGAAAGAUGGGAUGGCGAGUCCAGCAGAGUCUGUGGACAGCAGGGAGACAACACAGCUUGAUGGAGGGUACGAGGCGUUUAUCGAGAAGAAGAAGGGCAGUGGAGUGUCAUCUAGUCUGAGGAGGAAGUCGUUACAGGUCACGAAGAGCCUAUCACAUUCGAUGGGCGGGUAUCUUCCCAACACCAUAACGGAGAUGUGGGAGCCGUCCAGGGACUUUGCUUUCUUGCGAUUGCCGACGAGUGGUGCACGAUGUGUAGUUGCGCUGAGUGGGACGAUGCCACAGGUUAUGGUAAUUUCCUCUGAGGGUUACUUUUACUCGUACAACAUUGACCUGGAAAAUGGUGGCGAGUGUUCUCUGAUGAAACAGUUCAGCUUGCUGGAUUCUGGUGAAGAUUCAGCCAAGGAUGUGAUAGAUUAG
Messenger RNA from Desarmillaria tabescens, 1257 nucleotides. Its product is annotated as WD40 repeat-like protein. The transcript is spliced from 6 exons. Gene Ontology annotation, biological process: protein lipidation; protein localization to phagophore assembly site; nucleophagy. Gene Ontology annotation, cellular component: fungal-type vacuole membrane; cytosol; phagophore assembly site membrane. The record is from RefSeq and is a predicted model, not a curated record. Gene Ontology annotation, molecular function: phosphatidylinositol-3-phosphate binding; phosphatidylinositol-3,5-bisphosphate binding; protein binding. NCBI's taxonomy places the organism in Eukaryota, Fungi, Basidiomycota, Agaricomycetes, Agaricales, Physalacriaceae. Bases 1 to 1257 code for a protein of 418 amino acids.